UGCUGCUUGCUCUCUUGCUAAAAAACAGAAUUCUCCUUGCUUCCAACCUGGCCUUAACCAGAAUAAGUAUGAAGUCCAACUCAGCAGAGUCCAAAAUGAAAGGUAGGUAAAGGCUCCAAACACCCUGGCCCCGCUCCCCUAACUAAUUUUUUCCCCAUUUCCCGCCUAUAGGAACCCACUCCUGUCCUCCUCUUAGCGGUUCCCAUUUGCAAAUAACUAACUCCAACUAACUUUGCCUCUCCCUCCUUCAACCUUUCCUUUUCCUUCCACUAUUUUCUCUCCAUUUGUCGGCGUUUUCUCGCCGGCAAUACCCUUCACUUCAAUGUCCCUUUCAUCGAAACCUCUCCUAUUCUUUCCUUUCUUGAUCAAAUCCUGAACCCAAGAAACGACGAGGAAACAGGAAAAGAAAAGAAAGAUUGAGAGAGAUUAGCUGAGAUGGAAAACAAUUACGUGCUGGAGAUAACCUUAAUCUCCGCGCAAGGACUUAAGGAGCCAUCCGGUAAACUCCGUCGCAUGCAAACCUACGCCCUCGCUUGGAUUGAUUCUUCCGUCAAGCUCCGUACUUGCGUCGACCGUGUCGGCGGGGAAAACCCUACUUGGAACGACAAAUUCCUCUUCAAGGUUUCAUCGGAGUUUCUUUCCAGCGAGACGUCCGGCAUUUCAGUUGAAAUUUUCGCUGUCGGUGUCCUCCGCGACAGCCUCGUUGGCACCGUCCGGUUCCUCGUCAGUAACUUUCUUCCCUCCGGUUCUGCCUUCAACGCUGCCAAGACUCAUUCUUUCAAUGCAGUUCAAAUCCGCCGACCUUCUGGUAGGUUCCAGGGGGUUCUCAAUAUUGGCGCUACAGUUCUUGACGGCGCCUAUGUCCCGUCAUGGACAGGCGUCUCCGCCAUGGGUUUUCGUGAUCUAAUCGGACACCGGAGCCUGAAAAAGUCAAAGUCUGCACUCCCUAUAUCUCGGGAGAAUUUAUUCCCGGAUUCUGAUGAUCAGUCGGACGGUUGUGAUUCGACGACUUCAUCAUCGUCAUCGGCAUCGGCAUCAACGGCUUUGAAGGAGUGGAAUGCAAUGGUUCGGGAAUUGAAUGGAACGAAUCAUGUAAGGUCUUCAUCAGAGGAUGGAAGAGUGCUUUGCGGAUUGAUGACGUCGUCGCCUAGGAAGGCUGCUUAUCUCUGCCCCUUCAUGUUCAGUCAAAGCUUUAAUGAAGGGAAACUGACGAAUGAACGUUCAAGAUUCGCUUGAUAAGAUUGAGGAAAGAAAGAUUCACCCACGUCUGUUUGAUUAGUGAUCUUUCGAAAGUGUUGUGGUUUGGUCAGUAUGUUUUUCUAGGUUUUUGCAUGCCCUGUUAGACAUUCAACGGAAAAAACUGCUGAUCAGUCCUAUGGAGUUCCUCCUCCUUUUGUUUCUUAUGUUCUGUUCGUUAUACAUUUCAAGUUUGAAAGCCUAAUGAUUUUUGUGAAUUUGUUAAUUGAUGGUAGUUUUCUGACUUUA
Messenger RNA from Theobroma cacao (cacao), 1485 nucleotides. Its product is annotated as Calcium-dependent lipid-binding (CaLB domain) family protein. The record is from RefSeq and is a predicted model, not a curated record. Lineage: Eukaryota; Viridiplantae; Streptophyta; Magnoliopsida; Malvales; Malvaceae. Gene Ontology annotation, biological process: defense response.